AUGCCAUCAGAUACAAUAGUGUCUCUACCUAGUGAAACAAUCAAAAAAUUUGAAGCUAAUGGAGAACUGGAUCUAUUACGACAAGAAAUUUCUGAUAUUAAAGAAUGGUUAGAAAAAAUAUUUCGAGAUUCUGAAAGCCAAGAGGAUUAUAUAGACUAUUUAGAAAAGCUGUUACAAGAGGUUGAUAAUAUUAGACGAUAUUUUCAAAGCCCAACUACAAUAACACCUACAAUAAAUAGCAUCAUAGAUUAUCUUAAUAUAAUUUCUGAUGCCAGAAAUAGGCUUGAAAGAAUAGUGCUAGAAAUAUAUUUACAAGCUAAUGCACGUGCAAUCAAUGCAGAAAAUCGAAAAAAUAAAUGCAAGACUCUAGAAAAUGAUCUAUUACUUGCCGAUGUUCAACUGGACAACAAAUGGGCACUACAAUAUAACCCAUCAAAUAUAGCAACAGUUGCAGAAGACUUAACCAGCAUUGCAUCAUUAAUUGCACAGAUUCCAAAUUAUAGUGGACAGAUUCCACCAGAUGAAUGGUAUCAAAGAAUUAAUCAAAUAUUAACUUUAUCAUCAAUUAUGGCAGGCACCUUUAAUAAUGCACUUCGAGCAGAUAUUUUAAAAAGUACAAAUAUUGAUACUCCAGCUCGUUUUAUUGUUUGGUUGCAUCAUAAAUAUCAGACAGAGACAGUUGGAACACAACAAGUUGCUACUCAAAGAUUAGCACAAGAAAAAUUCUUACCAUUUGAUAAUCCAGAAUCAUAUGAGGCUAGAAUCUGUCCUCUUUUAUUAGGGGUUGCUGAUGGUGAUGCCAAUAUCUUAGGACUUCUUAAGGGUCAUUUAUCAGGAGAGCUUUAUACUUGGAUGAAAAUCACUAACCCUGGUGGCAUUGAUGCAUUUUUUACAGAACUUAAAAAUAUGUGGUUAGAACAUCCUCCAAAUUUGUAUAAAGGCUCUAUUCCUGACCAAAUCUUUCAAACUUCAGCUGUUAAUAUACAAAAUAAAUUACAUUCCGAUAGUAGUGGUAUAUCUCGAGCUGAACUAGAUAGUAUGAUAAAAUCACAAUUAGCUUUAGUACCAACUAUUUCUAUUCAGUCUUCACAGCUUCAGAAAACACAAGCUUUACAGUCUCAGCAAAAGCAACCCGAUUUCAGUAACUACCUUAGAGUACCAGAUAAAUAUAUGCCAGAAAGACCACCAGUUGGGUAUGGCGUAAAUUCUGAAAAAUUUAUUCAUUGUGAUCUUAUAAACCCAACUCCUUCAGCCAGCCAAAUUAUAGAAUCUUUAGCUAAUAAUCUUUAUAAAAAAGUGUCAGAUAUGUUUUCAGCAAAGCCAAUGCAAUCAAAGAAAAAUAUUGAAGUCGACUCUGACAAAGAACUGGCUGAUCAUAUGGGUAAGUUAUCAAUAAAUAAGGUUUUGUCGAAAGGUUUUGAGGCAGGAGUUCAUGCUGUUAUUAAAUCAUCCAAACAUUGUUGUUCAAAUUGUAAUAAAACUGGACACAAUUCUCGCAAGUGUCCUAGAAAGAAAUCUAAGAAUUCCAAGAGAUCUAGCAAGAAUAAAAAAAGUAAGGGCAAAAAAAAAGUAAACCAGAAGAGUAGUUCGAGCAAAUUAUUAUCUAAGAAGGUAUCCAAAUCUCACAAGAUCGAUAAGGAACCUAAGUCUUGCAAGAGAGGUGGGAGUAAGCAAACAGUUUUAGAACAAACUAUUUGUAAAAUUAUCCAAAAACCAGCUUCAGAGAUAUCCAAUUCAGAUGAAGAUGAGACUUUGGAUGACCCUAUGGAAAUUGAUUUUGUUUGUCAGAAAGAACCCAAUAUAGGUAUUGCGACUAUACCAUGCAAAAUUAAGUGUUUAAAAAUCCCAGCAAUGAUACUCGAUAGUGGGACUGAAACUGAGAUCAUAACAGAAGAUAUUUUUAAGCGUAUAAAUGGAAAAAUUGAUAGAUCUGUGAAGUAUGACCUUAGUGGUAAUUUACUAAUAACACUAACUCCCGAUUGUACUAUAUAUGAGAAUUUUGUAGUCGUAAAACAUUCCAAGCCAAUGUUAAUAUUUUUAAACCGACUUCUCAAGAAAUAUGAAUAUGUUAUUGAUUGGAAUAAUGAUAAAAUGAAGAUUCAUCACAAUGGAAAGGAUCACAUUUUUCCUGUAACUAUGCAUAAGGUCAAGAAUAAACUUGAGGUAAAUUGCACAAAUGUAGUUCAAGAUAAUAAGCCUUUGAUAUCAGAUCAAAUUUCUCAGAAGAUAGAUAGGGAUGAGGAUGACAGUAUACCAUUUGAUGAGUGGUGUGCUUCUGCAGAUUUUAGCUUAGAUUCUGUUAAUUUAACUUUAGCAAAGCAAGCACCAAAA
Messenger RNA from Cetraspora pellucida, 2331 nucleotides. NCBI's taxonomy places the organism in Eukaryota, Fungi, Glomeromycota, Glomeromycetes, Diversisporales, Gigasporaceae. The record is from the annotation of a GenBank genome assembly.